Eriocheir sinensis (Chinese mitten crab) is the source of this 2624-nucleotide messenger RNA. It is a transcript of the gene VhaPPA1-1, whose product is annotated as V-type proton ATPase 21 kDa proteolipid subunit c''-like. Gene Ontology annotation, molecular function: proton-transporting ATPase activity, rotational mechanism. Gene Ontology annotation, cellular component: proton-transporting V-type ATPase, V0 domain. Lineage: Eukaryota; Metazoa; Arthropoda; Malacostraca; Decapoda; Varunidae. The transcript is spliced from 7 exons. The coding region runs from base 193 to 819 and encodes 208 amino acids. Gene Ontology annotation, biological process: proton transmembrane transport. The record is from RefSeq and is a predicted model, not a curated record.
AAUUGUGCCGAGAAGGCCGUGCGAAGUGUCAGGUGAUCGAUCCCGCGGACGGCCGCCGCCACCCACAACACUCCGGAACAACAAGACAACGCAGCCCACACCCGCGGAGGAGCACCACCUGAAGGCAAGAGGAAGAGUCUCGUGUCGCCUGUGUCGUGAGCCGCUGAGACACUCAUCACCACCACCACCACCAUGAGCUACAUCAAGAGUUAUGUGCUCUACGGGUUCUACCUCUACCUCCUCAUUGUGGUCGCCAUUGGCAUCGGCUACACCAUCACAGGCCAGGGUGAGAGGAUCGACUUUGGCUGGUUCCUGUCCGAGGUGUCACCUUACUUCUGGGGCUCCCUGGGCAUUGGCCUCACUGUCUCCCUGUCCGUGGUGGGGGCUGCCAUGGGCAUCCAUACCACUGGGGUGAGCAUUGUUGGUGGUGGAGUCCGGGCGCCGCGCAUCAAGACCAAGAACCUCAUCUCCGUCAUCUUCUGUGAGGCCGUCGCUAUCUACGGCCUCAUCAUUGCCAUCAUCCUGGCCGGCAUCCUGGAGGAGUACAACGAGUCCACGGCAAGCGAUGAGGUGAUGGAUCGCAACAUGUUCUCAGGCUACCUCAUGUUUGCUGCUGGACUCACGGUCGGCCUCACCAACCUCUUCUGUGGCCUGUCUGUUGGUGUUGUAGGGUCCGCUGCUGCCCUUGCUGAUGCUGCCGAUGGUUCCCUCUUUGUGCGUAUCCUCAUCGUUGAGAUCUUCGCCAGCGCCAUUGGUCUGUUCGGACUCAUCGUGGGCAUCAUGCAGACAUCUAAAGCCAAGAUGGGUGACAAGGUGUAAGUGUGCAGCAGAGAGAGAGGGCAGACGGGUGGACGAGCCAGACACACCCACAUCCUCCCCGCCCCGCCCCCACCCAAGCAUUCCACACCCAUCAAGGGGGAACACUGAACAAAUGAAAUGGAUGAUGUGGAUUGCAGCAACAGGGAAACUUGUGCAAAUUUAACAGGAUCAGAGUUACCACAACCACGACUACUACAACUACUGCUAUGUCCACUUCUGCUGCCACCAUUAUCACUGAUACUGCAGCAGCUACUAAAUACAGUAUUACUAAAAUAUACUACUAGGGGUUACAUCUUUUUUUUUUUCCAGGUACCUCUUCUCAAAAUUUAAAGUCUUUGAAAACUGACAUGUUAAUGAGUAAGGUGGUAAAGGAAGCUGUUUAUUUUGACAUUUUACUUAAUUUAUUUUAAUAAGUAAGAAAAGAUCAAUUAAGUUAAAAAUGCAAAGAAGCGAUUGUGUCAUGAGCAGAUUCAUUGCAUAGAUUAGUGCAAAAUUACUUGAUAUAAAAAUGUGACUCUGACAGUUAUCACCUGGAAAUCAAUAAACCUCCAAGAUAUAUUGCCACUCAUAUCUAGGUACCACAGGCCACUUACCAGCCCAUGACUGCUACAGAAACAUCUUAAUUUUUUGUGAUGGCAAUAGAGUUGUGUGUGUCAAGUCACUUGGUAUUACAUGCAUUUGCCUUCUCUUGCAGACCAUGCUGGGUGUUUUCUCUGAAGUUUGUGUUUAAGAACUACAUUCUCCCUCUUUUGGUUGUGAUGUUACAGUAAAAUAAUGAAGGUGAGGCGGGUGGCGGGGGAAUAAUCAUUAUAUACCGUAUAUUAUAUUUUUUUGCUGUUGUUGCUAAUCCAUUGCAUCUAUUGAGUCUGUCUGUACCAUAAUACUGAGGCACAAAUUAUUACAAUCCUAUUCUAUCCAUGCCCCAGCUGUGUGUGUGCGUGUGUGUGUGUGUAUAAAAUGAAGAACCUUAUUAGACUUUGUUUAUAAAUAGUAUAUUGUAAAGUAUGAUUUAAUUUAUUUUCAGGGUUAUCAGUAGGUAAUUGUACAGUUCUGGGCACUGCUAUGAAUACCUUACUUUACUACACUUUUAUUACCAUUACUACUACUACUACUGCUGUUACUACUACAUGCAACAAAAAUUGAAUAAGAAAAUAAAGUGCUAUCUAUUUAAAUCCUCUACCACCUAUGCCCCUUGAAAAGACAGCUAUUUUGUUAUUAUUGUCACUGAUUAUGAUGCAAAGGUUGUUGAAAAUUUAGCAUAUAUAUUUACUUACACUAUUGGUAAAGAUGGAUAUAUUAGAUAAAAUGUUAAAAACUAAAACACCAUAAUUAAAAGUGUGUGUGUGUGUGUGUGUGUGUGUGUGUGUACUUAAAUAGUGUGUCAUACCUGUAAAUACUGGACUAAGGUGAAGCUCUAUUAGUCAGCAUUCAUGGUGUCUGUUAUAUAAAAGCUGUAUCUCCGUCUCUUCAGUGAGUGACCCUUGUACAUAUAGCCAAGUCUUGAAGUGUGAGAAAAUAAACGUAUCCAUCAGGAACUAUUCAUUUUUUAUUAUUAUUGUUAUCAAAGACCAUUCAUAGUUGAACGUGAUGUAGUAUACUAGACAUAGUUAGUGCGGAAAUGUCUUAUCAUUAUUAUUAUUUUAACACUACAUUGCUAUUGUUGCAUACUGGUCUUAUAUUACAACUUAAAUUAUUAUUAUUAUUACUAUUACUACUACUGUGAGUGUUUGAUAUAGGCCUGUGUCUGUCUGUACAAACUGUUGGGUUCACCUGUAAGUGUUGUGGGAAUAAAGAGUCAAGGUGUA